This is a messenger RNA of Eutrema salsugineum, 1320 nucleotides long. Its product is annotated as disease resistance protein RLM3. The record is from RefSeq and is a predicted model, not a curated record. The transcript has 2 exons. NCBI's taxonomy places the organism in Eukaryota, Viridiplantae, Streptophyta, Magnoliopsida, Brassicales, Brassicaceae. Gene Ontology annotation, biological process: defense response; signal transduction. The coding region runs from base 197 to 769 and encodes 190 amino acids.
AAUACUGUCCACACUUCGUCUCUAUACGAGUUUCAAAAUCUCUUCUCUAUCAUUUUCCAUGGGGCUUCUUCUUCCUCUUCUCGUACCUGGAGAUACGAUGUUUUCCCGAGUUUCAGCGGUGAAGAUGUACGCAAAUCAUUCCUCAGCCACCUUCUCGAGAAGCUCAAUCGCAAAUUGAUCAUUACAUUCAUAGACCAUGGCAUCGAGAGAAGCAGACCCAUCGCACAUGAGCUUUUAUCGGCGAUUAAUCGUUUUCUCAAAGAACUACGCUUCUUCGACCUGGUGUUUGAAUGAAUUGGUGGAGAUCCACAUGUGCUUUAAGGAACUGAAUCAAAUGGUGAUUCCGAUUUUUUACGAUGUGGAUCCUUCUGAUGUUAGAAAACAGACCGGAGAAUUCGGAGAAGGGUUUGAAAAAACUUGCAAAGGCAAAUCAGAUGAUCAUAAAGAAAGAUGGAUCCGAGCUUUAACAGAGGUAGCAAAUUUGGCCGGAGAGGAUUCUCGGAAUUGGAGUGAUGAAGCAAACAUGAUUGAAAAAAUCGCCAAGGAUGUGUUGAAUAAGCUCAUGACAUCAUCAAAUGAUUUUGGUGACUUUGUUGGGAUUACAGCUCAUUUAGAGAAAUUGAAUUCGGUUUUGAGUUUGGAAUCUGAGGAAGUGAGAAUGGUAGGAAUUGUGAGGGCUUCAGGGAUUGGUAAGAGUACCAUAGGAAGAGCUCUAUACAGUCAACUUUCUGGUAGAUUCCACCAUCAUGCUUUCGUCUCUUAUACGUGAUACGAUCAUGGACCCGGAGGACGACCCAGACAAGGGAAUCGAGGUUCCGGAAGCACAUUUGGCCGUACCGGAUGGACCUAUGACGCGAUCCAGAGCUAAGAAGCUGGCAGGGACGGUUCAGGCUGUUCUUAAUGGGAUCAAGAUCGGACCAGGCGACCCAGCAUCACCCAAGAUUGUGACCGUGCUCAUGAACGCCGUAACUAAUCCGGUCCGGGUGAUGGCUUAAUACUCUUUUUCCUUACACCCGGGUUUGUCCCAAUGGGUUUACCGGGUGGGGAUUUAAUGAGGUUAAGUCCAUUGCCCAUCUCUCGACCUAGGUUUGUUUGCGGUCUGGUUCAUGGAUCGGCAGCGCAAGAGUCAUUUCGGCUUGGCAAUUCAAGAGUCAGUCAAAGGCCAGCCGAAGAAUCAGUCAUUAGCUUAUUUAUUUCAGUUAAAGACUUUAUUAAAUUUUCUGUAAUUUUUGAGUUUGUCUCUUGGACUACUCCGCCUGCUAUAUAAAGGCUUGUACCCCUUCUCAUUUUCGCCAUUCACUUAUCAAAUAAAAUUGAGAU